This is a messenger RNA of Exophiala bonariae, 3240 nucleotides long. RefSeq lists its product as uncharacterized. The record is from RefSeq and is a predicted model, not a curated record. The transcript has 3 exons. Gene Ontology annotation, biological process: transcription elongation by RNA polymerase II; regulation of DNA-templated transcription elongation; regulation of transcription by RNA polymerase II. Gene Ontology annotation, cellular component: DSIF complex. Lineage: Eukaryota; Fungi; Ascomycota; Eurotiomycetes; Chaetothyriales; Herpotrichiellaceae. The coding region runs from base 1 to 3240 and encodes 1079 amino acids. Gene Ontology annotation, molecular function: mRNA binding; protein binding.
AUGGCAUCAGCUUCCUGGCUCAAUCAGGAUUUCGGAGAUGAUGACGAAGAGUCUGACAAUGAAUUCAAUCCCGCGGCUGACGGUGGCUCUGAUGAUGAGGACGCAAAAGACUCAAAGCCUGCUGCGCUCAAACAACGCUCUUCCUCCUCCCCUCGUCGUUCCGCCUCUCCAAGAAAACACAAGCGAAACAUUGAAGAAGACGAUGACGAUGAUGUGAACCCUUCCGGAAAUGGAGCCCGCGACCUGAAUGAUGAUGACGAUGGGAAGGAAGACAUCGAUGACGCGCUGCGCGAUGACGAAGACGAAGAAGACGAGGAGGAAGACGAAGAUGAGGAAGUCAUAAAUCGACCUCGAAAGCGCAGGCGGAAGGGUCUCAACCAAUUUUUUGAAGAAGAGGCUGAAGUUGACGAAGAUGAUGAUGAGCUGGAAGCCGACGAAGAAGAUCUUGGCCCCGAGUUCAUUCAAGAUACCCACCCUGAUGAUGAUCUGCCACCCGAAGCUGAUCAAGAUGACCGAAGACAUCGAGAAUUGGAUCGCCAGCGACAAUUGGAAGCUUCCAUGGAUGCAGAGAAGCAGGCUGCAGCUUACAGAGAAAGAUAUGGUCGCAGAACAACUACCGCACUCAGUACCAGCUCUUUUGUCCCACAGAACCUUCUCAUGCCCGAUGUUAAUGACCCAAGUAUUUGGGGCGUCAAGUGCAAGCCUGGCAAGGAAAAGGAGAUCAUCAUUCGGCUCAUGAAGAAGUACAGCGACUCGCUGAAGAGUCGAAAUCCGAUGCGAGUGUGCUCAUUCUUUGAACGAGGUGACGGACCAAUGGCUGGAUACAUUUUUGUUGAAGCUCGAAGGAAGCUUGAUGUCGACGACGCACUUAAUGGCGUGGCAGAUGUCUACCCUCGUUCCAAAGUGAACCUCGUCCCAGUCAAGGAGAUGCCGGAUUUGUUGAGAGUCAACAAGACAAAAGAAUUAGAGGUCGGAGGUUAUGUUCGUAUCAAGAGAGGCAUUUAUACCGGCGACCUGGCAAUGAUUGAAGAUGUCGAAUCCAACGGUCUCGAUGUCAAUGUUCGACUGGUACCCCGAUUGACCUACGGUAUGGAGGAAGAUCAAGGACGUCCAAAUGCUGAUCCCAAACGCAAACGUCCCAACGGCUUCGGCGCACCACCCAUCAAUCUUGCCAAUCGACCUCCUCAACGUCUCUUCAAUGAAAACGAAGCCAAGAAACGCCAUGAACGAUUUCUAUCACAAAAUCGAGGCUUGAGCAAGAGAAGUUGGGUCUACAGGGGUGACACCUACAUAGACGGCUUCUUGGUGAAAGAAUUUAAAUUACAGCAUCUCAUCACAGCAGAUGUCAAUCCCCGACUUGACGAAAUCACCAAACUUACCAGGACGGCAGACGAUGGUUCGGAGCACCUUGAUCUGGAAACCUUGGCUCACAGCUUGCGGAAUGGCAAUAUAGAGGGUAGCUAUCUUCCCGGUGAUGAGAUUGAGGUAUAUGAGGGUGAACAGAGAGGUAUUGUCGGUCGGAUUGAAGCAGUGACCGGCAACAUCAUCGCCAUUAUGGUUUCUGAGGGUGAACUCACUGGUCAGCUUGUUGAAGUACCCGUCAAAGGUGUGCGGAAACGCUUUAGUGAGGGCGACAACGUUAAGAUCGUUGGCGGCAGCAAAUAUCGCGAUGAAGUCGGCAUGGUUCUGCGGAUCAAAGACGACAAGGUCACGGUACUCACCAAUACAAGCAAUGAAGAGAUCACCGUGUUCAGCAAGGAUUUGCGAGAAGCUACGGAUGCUGGUGGAGGUGGAGCGGGUGCCAGCAAGUUUGACGUGCAGGAAUUGGUCCAAAUUGAUCCAACAACUGCCGGUAUCGUGAUUCGAGCGGAUCGCGAAUCCAUUCGUAUACUCGAUCAGAAUGGUUCAGUCACAACAAGAAUUCCUUCUCAAAUCUCGACGAUCGAGCCUCGCAAGAACACAGUUGCAACUGACAAGAACGGUGCAGAGAUUCGUGUUGGUGAUGUGGUGAAGGAAUCCGGUGGCGAGGCGAAAAGUGGUUCAAUCCUUCACCUUCAUCGAGGAUAUGUUUUUGCUCACAACAAAUUGGGGAUUGAGAACUCUGGCCUGUGGGUAAAUCGAAGCAGUAACGUCAUUACCACCGCCGCCAAAGGUGGCCGUAUAAACGCGCCAGCAACAGACCUUUCCAAGAUGAAUCCUGCCUUGCAAAUGCGAAAUCGACCUGAUCAGUCUAUGGCUCCUCCUCAACGCCCUGGACGUGAUCCGCUCCAAGAUCGCUUAGUUCACAUCAACAAGGGUAUUUAUAAGGGCACACGUGCUAUCGUCAAGGAUACCACGGUUUCAGAUGCCAGAUUGGAGCUACAGACAAAGAACAAGGUUAUCCAACUUCCCAAGGACCACCUUUCCAUCAUCGAUGCCAACACCAAUAACAAAACCAAAUACGAGGAAUGGAUUAGGAUGAGAGGUGGUGUACCAGCCAUGCGUUCAGGGCAAGGAGCUCCAGGUUCUCGUGUUCCAGAUGGUGGAUUUAGCGGAUUUGGUGGACGAACACCCAUGCCGAUGGGAGAUGGCGGUAGAACACCAGCUUGGGGAUCGACAUCUCGAACUCCAGCUUGGAAUGGACCAGGUGGCUCAGGACUCGAUUCCAGUCGCACACCAUCCUGGAAGGCACCAUCAGGUUCCCAGACCUCAUAUGGUGGUGGAGGCAUGACCUCUUAUGGAGGCGCUGGAAAUAUUGGUACUACCGGAAGUCGUACUCCAGCUUGGAAUUCCGGAGCAAAGACACCUUAUGGCGCAGGUGGUGACGGCUUCGGUAACACGAAUUCUGGGUUUGAUGCCUUUGGCGCAGGUUCAAGGACACCAGCAUACAAUCCAUCAUCAUCACGUACGCCAGCGUGGAAUGGUCCUGGUAAUGCAGCAUCAGCGCCCACGCCUGGUGCACGACCAUACGACGCUCCCACCCCGGCAAUAUCUGCACCUACCCCGGCCCGAUUUGACGACGAUGCAUACACUCCUUAUCUUGCAGCACCUACUCCCGGAGCCGCUCAAGAUGCACCGACCCCAGCUCCGAACUUUACAAAGAACGCAAACAAGGAGCCGCUAAAGCAUAACCGCCUGCAGGCAUUCGAUGCACCAACACCGGCUGCGAGCGCUCCCACUCCAUAUGCUUCUGGUGCAUUUGACGCUCCAACGCCAGCAGCCGGUGGACCUAGAUACGUCGACGAUGACGACGAGGAUUAG